AUGGCGGCGACUACUGUGGAUGCCUUGGUCCCUGACGACGCCCGGGUCGAACACCACAAUGCCAAGAUCGGAGCCUACAACUACCACUACUUGCUAGCCAAUCCUCCCAACGGCGUCACUCCCGUGGACACCAUUCUCCUGUGCCACGGAUGGCCCGACCUGAGCGCCGCCUGGCGCAACCAGGUUCCGUUCUUACUGUCCCUCAACCUGCGGGUCAUUGUACCCGACAUGCUAGGCUAUGGCCAGACAUCGGCGCCUCAUGAUUUCAACGAGUACAGCUUCAAGAAGCUCUCAGCACACAUGCGGGAGUUAGUCGAGCAGGUCUGCGGCAGGAACCCGCGCAUCAUCCUAGGCGGCCACGACUGGGGAGGUGCAUUCGUCUGGCGCAUGGCCAUCUGGCAAUCCGACAUAGUCUCGGCCGUCUUCAGUUUAAAUGUGCCGUACACGCCGGCCCUGCCCGUAUACGUCGAUACGGAGCAGAUCGUGCAAAGGAUUCCCACUUUCAAAUACCAGCUGCAGCUCGCCUCGCCCGUCGCGGAGCAAAUCAUCGAUAAGAGCCCUGACCGCCUGCGUGCCUUCCUCAACGGCAUAUACGGCGGCAAGACGCCCGACGGCCAAUUUAUCUUCAGCGCUGAGCAUGGCAUCAACGAGGAGAAUCUGGAUAAGGGCGUUGGUCCCGCUGCGCUGAUGAGCCAAGAAUGGGUCGAUCACUACGUGCGCGAGUUCAGUAGGAGCGGGUUCCAUGGGCCGACGAACUGGUAUCGCACGCGGAAGCCCAAUUUCGAGGAGGAGCUUGAGUUGACUAAAAUCCCAGGCGGGUUCAAGUUCCAGAUCCCCUGUAUGGUCGUCAUGGGCGAGAAGGACAUUGCGCUUCCGCCUAAGCUUGCUGAUGGCAUGGAGAAGUGGUUCGCGGGGUCGUUGAGGAAGGAGGUCGCUCUGGGCGUGGGGCAUUGGGCUAUGUGGGAGGAUCCCGUGGCCAUCAAUAAGCUCAUUGGCCAGUUUAUUGGGAGCGUGCUUGACGAGAAGGUGCAAGGAAAGCUGUGA
Molecule: messenger RNA, 1044 nt
Organism: Pseudomassariella vexata
Lineage: Eukaryota; Fungi; Ascomycota; Sordariomycetes; Amphisphaeriales; Pseudomassariaceae
Product: Alpha/Beta hydrolase protein
Exons: 1
Coding region: 1-1044 (347 amino acids)
Molecular function (GO): hydrolase activity
Source: RefSeq, a predicted model, not a curated record